Messenger RNA from Ctenopharyngodon idella (grass carp), 5707 nucleotides. RefSeq names its product reticulophagy regulator family member 2 (gene retreg2). The record is from RefSeq and is a predicted model, not a curated record. The transcript is spliced from 9 exons. NCBI's taxonomy places the organism in Eukaryota, Metazoa, Chordata, Actinopteri, Cypriniformes, Xenocyprididae. The coding region runs from base 691 to 2367 and encodes 558 amino acids.
AAAUAUUUUUUCAACGGCUCUGGGUAAACUUUUAUAGCGGCGAAUGAGAGAAUGUGUUUCCAUUUGCACAAAUAGCAGAAGAAAAACUCCACAAUAGUGUUUUCAUAACUUUCAAAAAGACGGGGGAAAAAUAGAGAGCGAUUGAUAACGGCAGUCAGAAGAGAGAAAGAUGUAAUUUUUACCGUCACUCCCAUAGCCGCUUAGAAAAAUCUUCACAGCAGCAGCUAGUUUUUUUUUGUAAUUUGAUGCAACGGUAAUAUAAUACUAUAUAAAAUUGUUAUAAAUAUACAUACAUUUAAAAAAAAAAUGAAAAUAUAAAAAACUGCAGGAUUUACGAUAUUGAUGACCGUUAAAACGCGUCAUCACCGUCUGUGAAAAGGGUCUAUUUCUAAAAAAAAAAAAAAAAAAAACUAUUAUUAAUUAAUACGUACUAUGAAAAAAAUGAUAAAAACAAAUAAUUGGUAAAUAAACAAUAUAAAUGUCAAGUUCAAUCACAAAAAAAAGUAUUUUUGUGUUUGUGCUGCAGCCAGCAGAUGUCACCCACGGGCGCAGUAAACACUGAACAUGUGACACUGUAAGAGCCUGUAAGAUCCACAGUGUGUUUCUGUUUUUUCUAAUAAUCCAUGACGAGCCUCUCCUGACCAAACCCCGUCAUCAACAACACACACAAACAACACUGGACAAGUCACAAUGGCGAGCAGACGGGCCUCGGUGUCUUCCUCAUCGGCGGGUCUGGAGGCCUGGUUCCCCGCGCCCGGCAGCGGGGAGGAUGAGCCGGAGCUGCGGCGGCUGCGGGAGCGGCUGCGCGGGUGGCUGUCGCAGUGCGAGCCCGCGGUGAUCUACGCGCAGCGGCUGCUGGUGUGGGAGAGGCCGCUGCACAGCAUCAUCGCCGCGCUCGCGCUCAACACGCUGUUUUGGCUCCUGUCGUCCACAUCUUUGAGACCUCUGUUCCUCCUGAGCGUGUCUCUCAUUGGACUGACUCUACUGGAGAGAUGGAAAGACAAGCUGCCACAGAUCACUGUGUGGCAUCCAGAGGCGUCUGUCAUUGAGCGAGAAACACUAACUGAUCAGCCACGUCUGUUAAGCGUGGAGGAACUCAGCCAUCAUCUCGCCGAGAGUUACCUCACCUUCAGCCUGUACAUCCAAGAAAUGCUUCAGUACAAACGACAAAACCACGGCAAGUUCUGCAUCAUGAUGUGUUCAGGAUGUUUAAUGCUGGCCCUGGUUGGACAUUACAUUCCUGGGAUUAUGAUCUCCUACAUCAUAUUGCUGAGUGUGCUGCUGUGGCCGCUGGUGGUCUACCAUGAGCUGAUCCAGAAAAUGUACACCGGGCUGGAGCCCAUACUGAUGAAACUCGACUACAGCAUGAAAGGAGACACACAACGCCGCAAAUACGACAAGAGAAAGCUGAAGAAGGAGCAGGAAGAGGGUGACGAGCCGAGGGCAGAGACGGAGAGCGAGAGUGAGGAGGAGCUGUCCUGUUUCGCUCCCACUGUGGAUGUGAAGACUACGGCUCUGGCGAUGGCCAUCACAGACUCUGAGCUGUCCGAUGAGGAGGCGUCCAUCCUGGAGAGUGGAGGAUUCUCUGUGUCCAGAGCCACAACACCACAGCUCACAGACGUCUCUGAAGCAGACCUGGAUCAGCAGAGCGUACACAGUGAACCGGAGGAGGCGUUCACUAGAGACCUAGCGGAGUUUCCUUCAGUGGACGAGAUGCCUUCUAUUGAACCGGGUCUGUUCCAUUUCCCGUUGGGCGUUCUCGGGUCUGAGCAGGCGGGAGCUUCUGGCUCCGAUCUCCAGGAGGAAGCCCUGUCUCCGGCCAGCCUCCUCAUUCAGCACUUAGCAUCUCCCCUCCACUUUGUCAACACACACUUCAAUGGACACGGACAAGCGGCGGGGGCAGACCAAAGCAUUGUGGGUACUGAGAAAGCGGGAAGAGUAUCAAAACCCGCUAGAUCCCUGGAAGCCCUCAGCGAGGAGAUAGUGAGCACGGCCAUCUCAACCGUAGUACAGAACACUCUCUCAGCCCUGUUGCGGUCUACGGAGGCCAGCGAAGGCUCAUCCAUGGCUUCGUUCCUUCCCACCGAAACGCCUCCUUGCCCGAUGGAAUCGCCCCUCGAGUUGCCGUCCACCCAAGAAGCCAGCGCAGAGGAAGAGGACGCUGACGUCACCGAAGCAAGCACCGAAGAGCAGCCGGAUGUGACGCUCGUACCCACGGAAGAAGAGGACUUUGAGCUACUGGACCAAAGCGAACUGGAACAGAUGGAUGAGGGGUUGGGCCUGGAUGUUGAUGGACAGGAAGUGGGCGGGGCUUCCACAGACACACCCCCAAGCAGUCAGCAGCAUGCAGACCAGCAGGAUUCCUAGCUUCCCAUCAUCUAAACUGUUUAUUUUAUUUAUAGUCCAUGUAGAUACCAUAACUGACAUAUGAUUUGUGAAAGGGAAUGUCGCAGUCAACUAUGCCUUUCUUGUUGUUUUCGGCAGUGAGAUCACUGUGAUUGUUGGUGUAUGUCGCAAAAUGUAUGACACAAAUCCUAACCUGCGAUGGUUAUAAGGUUUUUUGACCGAUCCAAAUGACCUAAAAAUCAAGCCAUUCAGAUUUCAAAAGCGACUUAAAAUAGACGUACAAGAUUGAAUCGUUUAUUGUAUGUAUAUUUUGACAAGAGCCUUCUGGUUUAUUAAUCCCACGCUGACCGUUUUCAUAGGGUUUAAUGCAUCAUGGGAACAAGCCAUGUGGGCCGAGUUUUAUUUGCUUGUAGGGCUGGUAGGUUUUGUGUGGAAGGAGAGGCUGAGCAGGACACGACUGCAAAUUCUCAACGCAGAUUUCUUUUCAUAAGAAUAACUAAACUAAUAUAUACUAUAUUAUAUACCUAUGAAGUGGAUGGUCUUAUUUAUUAAAAUUGGUUAGAGUGAAGAAUGGUUUACUAUUAAAUAUGUCUCGAAUAAAUAUUAAAGUUGCUGGGAGAUAUUCUGGUACACAAAACUUAAAGUUAGCAAAUUUGGCUGAAUUCCAAUUAAAGGAUUAGUUCAGUUCAGAAUAAAAAUUGCCUGAUAAUUUACUCACCCCCAUGUCAUCCGAGAUGUUCAUGUCUGUCUUUCUUUAGUCGAAAAAAAAUUAAGGUUUUUGAGGAAAACAUUCCAGGAUUUUUCUCCAUAUAGUGGACUUCAACAGUUACCAACGGGUUGAAGGUCCAAAUGUCAGUUUCAGUGCAGCUUCAAAGAGCUCUACACGAUCCCAGACGAGGAAUAAGGGUCUUAACUAGUGAAACAAUCAGUCAUUUUCUAAAAAAAAAAGCCACAAAUGCUCGUCUUGUACUGCUCUGCGAUGUGUCACGCAUUAUGUAAUCAUGUUGGAAAGGUCACGCGUGAUGUAGGAGGAAGUACCGAGCAAGUGUUUACAAAGCAAACCAUGCAAAGACUAAGUCAAACGGCCUUUACAAAAAAAAGGUAAAACAACGAUGUCGGACAAUUUUGAAGUUGGAGGAGAAAUGAGAUGGAGUUUUUCACCCUACUCCGGUACAUUCGCCUACGUCACGCGUGACCUUUCCAACGUGAUUACGUAAUGCGUGACACAUCGCAGAACAGUGCAAGAUGAGCAUUUGUGGUUAAAAAGUAUAUCAUUUUUAUUUUUUUAGAAAAUGGCUGAUCGUUUCUCUAGAUAAGACUCUUAUUCCUCGUCUGGGAUCGUGUAGAAGCUGCACUGAAACUGACAUUUGGACCUUCAACACGUUGAACCCCAGUGAAGUCCACUAUAUGGAGAAAAAUCCUGGAAUGUUUUCAUCAGAAACCUUAAUUUCUUUUCGACUGAAGAAAGAAAGACAUGAACAGAAAGACAUAAAUCUUGGAUGACAUGGGGGUGAGUAAAUUAACGGGAAAUUUGAAUUCUGAAGUGAACUAAUCCUUUAAGUAUAAAUCAAUUUCUGAAAAUUGUUUUGAAAAAUUAAUAUUGGAUUUUGUCAUUUACUUCUCGCGCACAUAUAUAUAUAUAUAUAUAUAUAUAUAUAUAUAUAUAUAUAUAUAUAUAUAUAUAUAAAUAUUAUAUGAAAAUUUAUUUUUAUUUUUUUUUGCACAAAAGUGACCGUGAAUGCAGCAUAGCAUACUUUAGCUGGCAGAAACAUUCCCUGUUCAUUGUGCUUUUUUCCCCCUACGUCAUGUAGAAGAAUUAGGAGUCUAACCCUAACUUUCAUAUGUUCAUAUUCAGGUUCAAUAUAUUAUAAUUGGAUGCACUUUUGAACUAUUGUUGGUCUGUACAUGCUCAAAUUUUGCAGGACAUUUUCCAGAUUUUCAUAACCAUGCCAAAUGCACUACCAUUCAAAAGCUUAGGGUCGGUAAGAUUUUUUUGUUUUCCCCAAAGGAAAUUAAACUUUUAUUCAGCAAGGAUGCAUUCAGUUGAUCAAAUGUUACAGUAAAGAGAUCCAUAAUUUUACAAAAGUUUUCUGUUUCAAAUAAAUGUUCUUUUGGAAAUCGUAUCACAUCACAGGAAUAAAUGACAGUUUAAAAUAUAUUAAAGUAAUAUGUAAUAUUGAAUAAUUUAAAAUAUAUUAAAUUAUUUUUAAUCAAAUAAACGCAACCUUGAUGAACAUAAGACACUUUUUUCAAAAUUAAAAAAAAUAUUACUGACUAUAAACUUUUGAGCGGUAGCGUACAUUGUAUUGCAUUGUAAAAAUCACAUCAAGUGGUCACAGAUUGCCUGAAAUAUAAUUUAAACGAUAAACUACAACUUUACUGAAGUUUAGAAGGAGUUCAUGCAUGAACUUGACUGAAUUAUUUUCACUUUUUUAAUUGAAAUGAACAUUUAUAAGAGGGGAAUCCUAAGUGAAUGUUUGAGCCUUAUUUCUAUCUAUAUUUUAUAAGAUGUCUCAAUAUGUCAUCAGGGUAAUUCUAGGAUUGAAACGUAAAGCUCAAACAGCAUAUUUGGGAUUUGUUUUAAAGAAAUUGAUUGUUCAUUUGUCUUCAUGUCAGUGUCAAAGGUCUGAGUGACUUCUUACAUGACACAAUGAAUAUAAUAAGAUGGUUUUAUGAUCCAAUAUAUAAAUAUAUAUUUUCAAUUAUUAAUCAUACUAAAGGGAAAUAUCUUUUAAACUGGAAAUGUGUAUAUAAAACUGUGUAUAUAUUUAUCAUACACAGCGUUCUUUCAGGCAUAAAGAAAGUUUUACAGAACUGUUCAUUGUUUGGAGGCAGGUUGACAUUCCUUUAAAGUUGAAAGUGAAAUGGAUUAAUCUCACAUCAUGUCCUAACCAGUCAUAAUGUGACCAGUCAGAAGUUUCUUCCAUUAUAAUUUGAGUUUUGCCAACUGUGAAAGCUGAUUGGUCAAAAAUUCUGCGCCACGUAGUUGCAAACCUGUUCUGUGUUGCUGUGAUUGUAUUUUUAAUUUCAAAGUGGACAAACGAAUUGCUUGCCGCGUCGCAGUCGGUUGGUUAGGACAGUGUUUUUGCUUUGCACGAUUUGAGUGCGUUUCGCCUCUUCUCCUGUAGAUACCCUCAAACAUACACAUCUGAUCCAGACCGCUGAUUUGUGUUUUCAGUAUAUUUACCAAAAGAUUAUCUUUGUUUAAUAGUGAUUGUGUUUUGCUCAUGCUGUUACUGCUUUAUGAUCUAUAAAAAAGCACUUAGAGCAUUGAACUACAACAUGUAUUGUUGAAUGUCCUUUUGUUUACUGACUUGCACCUCCAAAAAUCUCUAAUAUACACCCAUAAGCUGGUUUUCAA